Dromiciops gliroides (monito del monte) is the source of this 951-nucleotide messenger RNA. RefSeq names its product olfactory receptor 5B12-like. Gene Ontology annotation, cellular component: membrane. Bases 4 to 951 code for a protein of 315 amino acids. NCBI's taxonomy places the organism in Eukaryota, Metazoa, Chordata, Mammalia, Microbiotheria, Microbiotheriidae. Gene Ontology annotation, biological process: sensory perception of smell; G protein-coupled receptor signaling pathway. The transcript has a single exon. The record is from RefSeq and is a predicted model, not a curated record. Gene Ontology annotation, molecular function: odorant binding; G protein-coupled receptor activity; olfactory receptor activity.
UCCAUGGAGAACAGAUCUGAAGUGAAGGAGUUCAUGCUCACAGGAUUAACAGAUGCCCAGGAACUUCAGGUUCCUCUCUUUAUAAUGUUCACCUUCAUCUACCUCACCACCCUGGUAGGGAACCUAGGGAUAGUAGCUCUAAUCUCCUGGGAUUCCCGCCUCCACACCCCCAUGUAUUUUUUCCUCAGUAAUCUAUCUCUGGUGGAUUUUGGCUACUCCUCAGCUGUUACCCCUAAGGUGAUGGCUGGGCUCCUCACAGGGGACAAGGUCAUCUCCUAUAAUGGAUGUGCUACACAGAUUUUCUUCUUUGUGGCCUUUGCCACAGUUGAAAGUUUCCUCUUAGCCUCCAUGUCCUAUGAUCGCCAUGCAGCUGUGUGUAAGCCCCUACAUUAUACCACCACCAUGACAUCCACUGUAUGUGCACAUCUGGCCAGUGGUGCUUACCUCUGUGGCUUUUUAAAUUCCUCCAUAGUUACAGGAGACACCUUUAGCCUCUCCUUCUGUCGGUCCAAUGUGAUCCAUCACUUUUUCUGUGAUGUUCCCCCUCUCCUUCUUAUAACCUGUUCUGAUAUUCACCACAUUGAGAUGGUUAUAUUUAUCUUAGGAAUAUUUACAGUAUUUUUUCCCCUUCUGGUUAUCUUGGCUUCCUACCUGUUCAUCUUCAUCGCCAUCCUGAGGAUCCGUUCUGCUGAGGGCCGCCAGAAAGCCUUCUCCACUUGUGCUUCCCAUCUCACAGCAGUGUCUAUAUUCUAUGGGACAAUCAUUUUCAUGUACUUCCAACCCAGCUCAAGUCAUUCCAUGGACACGGACAAAAUGGCAUCUGUUUUCUAUACGAUGGUCAUACCCAUGUUGAACCCUCUGGUCUAUAGUUUGAGGAACAAAGAGGUCAAGAGUGCUUUCCAGAAAGUCGUGGGAGGACAAAGACUUCAAUUAGAUCAUCCUUUUUCUUAG